Messenger RNA from Fusarium sp. VM40, 1416 nucleotides. Lineage: Eukaryota; Fungi; Ascomycota; Sordariomycetes; Hypocreales; Nectriaceae. The record is from the annotation of a GenBank genome assembly.
AUGGCGUCACGAUUUUCAGCAGCUCGCCCUAAGCGCGACGGCGAGAACUUUGCGCGUACCCAUCACAACGAAGACGAUUCUGACUCAACUCGGGUCAAGUUCGACGUCCGAAACCCUUCGACACUUGCGCCUGAUGCCCGCGAAGAAGACGCUAUCCUUGACGCAGAUGUCAUUGGUGUGUCUGCAGCAACCAAGCGCGGCGCUGUCAAUCUGGAUGGUUAUGACAGCGACUCAGAUAACGAAACCUUCAAUGCGCGCGCUGAGACUCGCAAGCGAGGCAAAGUCGAUAUUCUCCAGCAACUCGAUAACUAUGACGCCACCAAUACCGAACCUACGGCUCCAGUCACAGCAGCUCGCGACGAUGACGACGACGAUAUGUUUGCUGCAGAUGAUGUCAAAGAGGAGAAAGAGGUCCCCGAGGAGGGCGAUUUCGAAAAGAGCGGUCACAAGAAAGACAGAGUUCGCUUCCUUGAUGCGGAUCAAAUCGUCGGUGUAGAAAACAGCAGCAAAGACAAGGAAGGUAUCCGACUUGACGGGCACGAAACCAGCGACGACGAGGCAGAUGUGGAGCUUGCCAUACAAGAGGAGGGCAUUGACGAGGAGGUCGGCGCGGGAGGGCUUAAAAAACACGCUCCCAAAGUCGAGGCAUUCAAUCUCAAGCAGGAGAUGGAGGAUGGUCAGUUUGAUCAAGAAGGCAACUACGUUCGCAAGGGUGGCGAUCCUGAUGCUGUUCACGACAACUGGUUAGAGGGCCUCAGCAAGAAAGAAAUGAGGAAAGCGGCGGCGGCGCAUGAGAAGCGCGAGGCUGAGGCACGGAAGCAACGUUUGGAAGACGACGAGAUCCUCGUGUCUGAUCUGCUCAAGACUCUGAUCCUCAACCUUGAACGUACUGAGACGCCACUCGAAGCAUUAGCUCGACUUGGUAAAAAGCAAACCAAACCCAAGAAGAUCCCCAAGUGGAAGCUCAAGAAGAUGAAUAAAAAUGCGGAAGGCAUGGAUGUUGACGGUGGCGAGGAAACCGAGGACCCGGAGCAAAAGCAAAUCAAGGCUUCGAUCGAUGCUAUCACAGAAGCAGCAGACAAGCUAUUGAGCCGAGACCAUGAAGAGAUCUACGAAGAAGAAAGGGAGCUUUUAAUCCGCGAAUAUCGUAAGGAGACUGGAGAGGAUUGGGUUGAACCAGAGGCUGCAAAGACAAACGACGAACAUGACGAUGGGGAAAAGACAGCGGUGAAGCCGGGAACCAUGUGGGAGUUCCGAUGGGCAGAUGGACGUGAUGGAAACACCAAACAGGGGCCAUACGACGGGGCUACGAUGAAGGCGUGGAAGGAUGCUGGUUAUUUCCAAGAGGGCGCGGUCGAGUUCCGAGCUGUGGAGGAGGGUCGAGACUGGUCUUUACAUGUCGAUGCCUUUGAGUGA